UACAUUCCGGUAUCAAAAACUCCCAAACCACCAGUUACACGCAGGCCAAGAACACCUACUCCCGAACCUCGCGAAGACUAUAAGUGUCUAUUUGUUGCUGAUAUGUACAAUUUCAAAAAUGACUCAAAAGCUUACGAUAAUGAGACAGCAUUCAUUGCUGAAGUUGGCCUGAGCUUCUUUGUUAGCAACAAAAUCGACGCAACUGCUGGAGUGUGGGCAUAUGGCCACACCAAUUUUUCGGAUGUUCCAGAACUCAACGAAAUGAAGACCACAUAUCACGCCUUCUUAGAGAACUUGGAAAAACUGGACUAUACCAACAUUUCAAACCCUUUAAAUACGACGCAGUAA
This is a messenger RNA of Strongylus vulgaris, 348 nucleotides long. The record is from the annotation of a GenBank genome assembly. NCBI's taxonomy places the organism in Eukaryota, Metazoa, Nematoda, Chromadorea, Rhabditida, Strongylidae.